AUUUAAUGAAGAAAAAGAAUUCUAAUCUUCACUAUAAAUGUAAUCUAUUGAUAUCUUAUUAAUAUAAAUUUCUUUUAUAAAAAAUGUUAUCUACUAUUGUAAAAGAGCAUCAAAGCAAACAAGCAGCGAGAAAAGAAAGACAAGAACAAAAAAGAAAAGAAGCUGUACAAGCUGCAAGUAACUUGACACAAGCUUUGGUUGAUCAUCUAAAUGUAGGUGUAGCACAAGCAUAUCUCAAUCAAAAGAAAUUAGAUGCAGAAGCAAAACAAUUGCAACAUAGUGCAACAAAUUUUGCGAAACAAACACAAUCAUGGUUGAACCUAGUAGAAGCAUUUUCUAGUGCAUUAAAAGAAAUUGGUGAUGCUGAAAAUUGGGCACGUAGCAUUGAAGGAGAUAUGAGAACUAUAGCAACUGCUUUGGAAUAUUCUUAUAAAGCUACUCAAGAAGCUCAAGGGACCAGUACUUCUUGAAAGCACUUCAAAAAUAUACAUUAUGUUACAAUAAUAUUUAAAAAGAAACUUAACAAUAAGUGUUAUAAAAUUUAAUAUUGUUUUAUGUUUGUAUUAUUAUGUGUUAUAUAAAAUAAAUGGAUUUAUCAUGUUUUUUUA
This is a messenger RNA of Apis dorsata (giant honeybee), 608 nucleotides long. RefSeq names its product biogenesis of lysosome-related organelles complex 1 subunit 1 (gene Blos1). Lineage: Eukaryota; Metazoa; Arthropoda; Insecta; Hymenoptera; Apidae. The coding region runs from base 84 to 470 and encodes 128 amino acids. Gene Ontology annotation, cellular component: BLOC-1 complex. The record is from RefSeq and is a predicted model, not a curated record. Gene Ontology annotation, biological process: endosomal transport. The transcript is spliced from 4 exons.